This is a messenger RNA of Gigantopelta aegis, 1402 nucleotides long. Its product is annotated as neuropeptide SIFamide receptor-like. The transcript is spliced from 5 exons. Gene Ontology annotation, molecular function: peptide binding; neuropeptide Y receptor activity. Gene Ontology annotation, biological process: G protein-coupled receptor signaling pathway. Gene Ontology annotation, cellular component: membrane. The record is from RefSeq and is a predicted model, not a curated record. NCBI's taxonomy places the organism in Eukaryota, Metazoa, Mollusca, Gastropoda, Neomphalida, Peltospiridae. Bases 1 to 1206 code for a protein of 401 amino acids.
AUGACUACCGAAAACGUGUCCGUGAACAUCUCGGACAAGGAGAACUUCUUCCCCUUGAUCAAACAGCCAGUCUACAUGAUCGUCAUCUACACCGUCGCCUACACCGUUGUCUUCGUCACGGCGCUGGUCGGCAACGUCAUGGUGAUCGUCGUCGUCAUCAAGAAGAAGUCCAUGCACAGCAUCACCAACUACUUCCUCGUCAACCUCGCCGUGGCCGACAUCUUCAUGGCGCUGUUCUGUGUGCCUGUCAAUCUCAUCGUCAACUUAUACAACGGAUGGCAGCUGGGUUCGUUCAUGUGCAAGCUGACGCCAUACCUCCAGGGUGUUGCAGUGUGCGCUUCAGUUAACACUCUAGCUGCUAUAGCGUUAGAUAGUUCCCUUGUCGGCUAUAUCCCCGUCAACCGUGCCGGACAGUACGGUGUCAGGGACACUGACCCGGCGAAAUCUCCCGUUAAUAAAAUCGCAUCUGAGAUCACCCAAGGUCCAAACUUUCUCUCUUUACAUUCUGGGAGCGUGUACUUCGCCAUCUGCCACGCACUGGACAUGAAGAUAAACUUGAAGAAAUCGAGAAUUAUUCUUUUGACAAUUUGGAUUGUAGCGUUUGGAAUAAUGGUUCCGUGGCUCAUUUUCUACAACGAAAUCCUCUUCACCACGUCUUUGCAGAAACUGUACAUCUGCUACGAACUCUGGCCGAGUUUCUUAAUCCAGCAGAUCUACUACAUGGGGGUCAUCUUCAUCUGCUGUUACUCUAUGCCUCUGGUGAUGAUCGUCGCUUGUUACUUACUGAUUGGAUUAAAAGUCUGGCGCAGGGGUAACCUUGGUGAACACACCAGCAGCGCAGACGUCAUCCAGAGGUCAAAGGUUAAGGUCAUCAAGAUGCUAGUCGUCGUCUGCCUUCUGUUCGCCUUUUCGUGGAUGCCUAUGUACGGGUUGAAAUUCUGGAAAAUGGUGCAGCCUAACUUGGAGGAAGAGAACGGGAAGAUUUUCUCGGAGAUCCUCUUUCCAGUGUCGCAGUGGCUCGGCUCCUCUAACUGCUGCGUGAAUCCUCUCAUUUACUGCUUCUUCAGCAAGAAAUUCAGAAAAGGAUUCAGGGACCUGGUGAUGUGUUGUGAUUGGAAAGUCAAGUAUGUUUCGGGCUCUCCGGAAACACGCGUUACCACGUUACGGUGUAGUUCCAGACACAGCGUCAAUCAGCACAGACUGUAGCAAAUCGGUCAAGAAUAAGACCAGUCAAGACAAUUAAUCCACUUGAGAAAUUUGUGUCCGCCAUUUGCUUGAUUAACUCGAUUUCUGACGAUAUCACGCCGGUCGCCCAAACACGGUAUCCUGUUCAAAUAAGGUAUCGCAAUGGUGUAUUUCGUUUUCAGUCUUGAACACUGGCGGAAAUUUUCCCAGAACGGAC